Lemur catta (Ring-tailed lemur) is the source of this 698-nucleotide messenger RNA. It is a transcript of the gene TMEM238, whose product is annotated as transmembrane protein 238. The transcript is spliced from 2 exons. NCBI's taxonomy places the organism in Eukaryota, Metazoa, Chordata, Mammalia, Primates, Lemuridae. Bases 46 to 573 code for a protein of 175 amino acids. The record is from RefSeq and is a predicted model, not a curated record.
CGCACCCGGGAAGCUCUCCCGAAGCCGGCGGCGGCGGCGCAGGCCAUGGCGGCGCCCGCGGUGUGCACCUCGCAGGGGCCCCCGUCCGGUGCCCCGUCCGCGCCGGCGGCCGCACCCGCGCCCGCGGCCGGCCUGGGCCGCUGCCGGAUGGCGCUGCUGCUGGCGGUGGCGCUGGACGUGGCGGGCAUGGCGGCGCUGCUGACCGGCGUGUUCGCGCAGCUGCAGGUGCGCGGCCGCGACUUCGGCGACCUGCUCAUCUACUCGGGCGCGCUGCUCGUCUUCCUGAGCCUGCUCGGCUGGAUCCUCUGGUACACCGGCAACAUCGAGAUCUCGCGCCAGGAGCUCGAGCGCGACUACGGCCUGCGGCCCUCGGCGCUCGCCCGCCUCGCGCGCAAGCUGUCCCGCCGCUGGUCGGCGCCCGCCGCCGCCGGCCCGCGCCCGCCGCCCGGCUCCCGGGGAGCGCGCCGAGUCGCCCGUGCGCCCCCGCCGCCCGCCGCCGGCUCCCGCCGCGUGCGCCUGCAGCUCGCCACGCUCGAGGCCGGGCCCGGGGCGGCGGGCGCGGGCAGCGAGUGAGCCCCAGAUGACCCCAUGGCCCCACCUGUCAGGACUGGACUGAGAUGUGCAACUGUCCCCUACAGCGCUGCCACCAGGAUGCUACCUGUCCCCCCUCUAUCUCACUGGGAUAAACAACUCUGCCU